UUCUCUCUUUCUUUUCUUUUCCAAGAAAAAAAAUUGGAAAAGAAAAUAUAGCUUCAAUAAAUGGUCAUGAAUAUAAAAAAAUUCUUCAAAAAGGAUAAUUCUUCUUACAACAAGGAAAAAUUGUUGCUACAUGAUGAAAAAAGAAAUGGAUGUUGUAUUUAUUUCAACAAUGUUCAAGAUUAUUAUAUUAAGAAAGUAAUUGAUAUGGGUAAAAAUGAUCCAAGAAAGAUUAUUUUUGCCUUAAAAAUGGGAUUUGCUUUAUUUGCUGUAUCUCUUCUUAUAUUUUGGAAGGAACCAUAUCCAGAUGUUGCUCAAUUCUCAAUAUGGGCAAUAUUAACAGUUCUUAUUAUGUUUGAGUUCACAAUAGGAGGAACGUUAAUUAAAGGAUUUAAUCGUGGCUUGGGAACAUUUUGUGCUGGAAUGCUUGCUUUCGUCUUUGCUCAAUUUGCAUUAUUGGCUGGAGAAUAUGAAAGAGUUGUAAUUGUUGUCAGCAUUUUUAUCGUAGCAUUUUUUGGAUCAUAUUUGAAGUUAUAUCCAACAAUGGCACCAUAUGAAUAUGGAUAUAGAGUAUUCAUCUUGACAUAUUGCAUACUUAUUGUAGCUGGCAACAGGACUAGGGAUUAUAAUGUGGCUAUUUUUACACGUUUAGCCCUAAUUGCUCUUGGUGCUGGUAUUAGUUUGUUGAUUAAUAUCAGUAUUUGUCCCAUUUGGGCUGGUGAAGAUUUGCAUCGUUUGGUUGUUAAGAAUUUCAUGGAUCUUGCAACUUCUUUAGAAGGAUGUAUUGAUGGGUACUUAAAUUGUGUUGAGCAUGAUGAAGCUACAAAUAAUUCGAAGUAUAAUGGGUACAAAUUUGUCAUAGAUUCCUCAAGUCGAGAGCAAACAUUGCUUGGAUUUGCUAUUUGGGAGCCACCUCAUGGGCGUUAUAAAAUGCACAAGAAUCCUUGGAAAGACUUUGUCAAAUUAAGCAGUGAAUUGAGGCAUUGUGCAUUCAUGGUCAUGGCAUUGCAUGGAUGUAUCCAAUCCAAAAUUCAGGCACCACCAGAAAAGAGGAAAGUUUUCCAAGAUGAGCUUAAAAAAGUUGGUGUUAAUGCAGCAAAAGUUCUACGUGAGUUAGGAACAAAAUUAGAAAAAUUAGAAACCCUAAGUGGUCACGAAAAUAUUUUAAAAGAAGUUCAUGAAACAGCGCAAAAUCUACAGAAAAAAAUCGAUCACAAGUCAUAUCUCUUGGUGAACGCGAAGAGCUGGGAAAUAGGAAAACCAAAUGUCAUUAACAAUCUUCUUGAAGAUCCAUCAAGCGAUCAAAAUAUGUCAUUAAGUUCACAAUCACUUAGUGAAACAGCAAUUGACAUGAGAUCAAUGCAUGCAAAUUGGCCACAAUAUGCAAAAGAUCAAUUGGUUACAAAGUCAUCAACAUUAUAUAAAAAGCAAAAUCAAUGGCCUUCAAGUUUUUCACUUAUUGGUGGUGAUCAAAAUGUUGAUACAAAUAAUGAUGCAAUAGAAACUUAUCUAAGUGCUAGUGCUUUAUCUUUGGCUACUUUUGCUUCACUUCUUAUUGAAUUUGUAGCAAGGUUACAAAAUGUGGUUGAUUAUUUUGAAGAAUUAAGUCAAAGGGCGGAGUUUAAAGAGCCCAUUAGUAUUAAGAGUUAAAGAAUUUACCCAAGUGUGUUGGCAAUAUAUGUGUUAUAUAAAUAUAUAUUGAAGUUAUUAGUUC
Molecule: messenger RNA, 1711 nt
Organism: Capsicum annuum
Lineage: Eukaryota; Viridiplantae; Streptophyta; Magnoliopsida; Solanales; Solanaceae
Product: aluminum-activated malate transporter 9
Exons: 6
Coding region: 61-1647 (528 amino acids)
Biological process (GO): malate transport
Cellular component (GO): plant-type vacuole membrane
Source: RefSeq, a predicted model, not a curated record